Tachysurus fulvidraco (yellow catfish) is the source of this 5858-nucleotide messenger RNA. RefSeq names its product dystroglycan 1 (gene dag1). Gene Ontology annotation, cellular component: dystroglycan complex; sarcolemma; dystrophin-associated glycoprotein complex. Gene Ontology annotation, biological process: morphogenesis of an epithelium; axon guidance; nerve development. The coding region runs from base 1005 to 3602 and encodes 865 amino acids. Gene Ontology annotation, molecular function: laminin binding; calcium ion binding. The record is from RefSeq and is a predicted model, not a curated record. The transcript has 4 exons. NCBI's taxonomy places the organism in Eukaryota, Metazoa, Chordata, Actinopteri, Siluriformes, Bagridae.
CGUAUAUCCAAACCUGGCUGCUUUUACUUCCCAUUACACAGCUCGUCUGCGGAGGAGCUGUAGAGAAGCUGAGGAAUACUAAUAGACUUUGGUGCUGUGUGGAGAAGCUGCAGUGCUUGUAGAGAGCCGCUCUGCCCCGCGGACACGUCUCCGUCAUGUGAUUGUCCUUUUUCUGUCACACUUUAGCUUAGCUUUUUUUUUUUACUUCUAGUUUUUUUUCUGCUUCGUAUAGAGACAAAGUGAACGCUGUGCUUUUGAAACGGUGGAUUCGGUUUGAGAGAUUUUAACGAGCGAGGAAAGGAGUUUGUUACAGAAGAAACACAUCGUGUUGGUGAAAGCUGACACAAACCUGAAUAACCAGCACGACGAUACUGGGACAUUUUAUUUUGUGUGUGUGUGUGUGUGUGUGUGUGUGUGUGUGUGUGUGUGUGUGUGUGUGAGUGUGUGUGUGUGUGUGUGUGUGAGAGUGAGUGUGUGUGUGUGUGUGUGUGUGUUUCUCAGCGAAGACACACCGAAAGCAUUUGGCUCAAGCUCGUUACGUCAAGGCUUUGGCGACAGGCUUGUGGCAGUGAAAGUGCUCGACUUACGGCUUGGUUUUAGGACGAAAAACCUCUGAGACGACACGAGAUUGGUUUCCGCCUUAUGUACAAGCGUUAUAGACUGUAUUUAAUACGUGACAGGGCUGGAUAACGCUAUAAAGCCACGCUUCUGUUAUGUCGACUCUACGGAAAGAAAAAUAAUGACUAGAAACGCUGUUCUAGCUCAAACGAGGUCUCAGAGGCAACCUCUAACAAUGGGAUUUCUGGAGUACUGAAGAGAUUCUGACAAAAGGCAAGGGAAGAGAGAAAGCAGCGAGAACAAAAGAAGAGGCUUGCCUGGGAGCUGGGGGCGCUUCUGAAAAAACAAGAAAAGGAUCCGUUCUUUGGGCCUCACUAGGGGGUGUGCAUGCUGCCCCCUCAACUGGACAUUCUUCUUUGUGCCAGAGCGAGACAACAAAAGCAAGUAUGCGCAAUAAACUGAGCAGGUUUUGGGAUGCAGGCUGCUGGCGCAUGCUGAGGCUGGGGAGCAGGACUAUAGCGCUGCUCUUGCUGACAGUCAUGCUGCUGGCAGAAGCUCAGGCUUCAUCACCCCAGGGAACCUUGGAGGUACUGGGGGACAUGGCACAGCUGGAGGCCUCCAUGCACUCGGCAGUGCUCUCUGACCUCCAGGAGGCGAGAGCAGUAGUGUCGGCAGCGGAGCAACCAAGUGGCUUCCACGAUUCCUCUGCAGUAGUGGGAAGGAUGUUCCAGAUGCAUAUCCCCACGAAAGCCAGAGAUUCUGGGAGCACAGUUACGAUUGCAGAGGCAGGCAAAGAUGCAUUACCAUCAUGGUUGCAUUGGGAACCAGUGAGUAGCACCCUUCAAGGACUUCCUUUGGAGGUAGACAAGGGCGUCCACUAUAUAUCUGUGUCUAUUGCUAAUGCAAACCAUGUGUCCCAGAGUCCAGAUGUAUUUUCCAUUGAGGUUCAUCCAGAGGAACAUGCUGACACAGACCCAGUUCAGUUAGCAAUUCAGUUAACUAACAGCGAUUCUCAGCAUUUUGUCUGUGGCAAUGAAGAGCCUGUUACUGUUCUGACAGUAAUUUUGGAUGCAGACCUCACUAAGAUGAGCUCCAAACAGAGAGUAGAGCUUUUGGCCAGCAUGAAAAAAUUCUCGGGAGUAGGGCUUCAACAUAUGAAGGUUUUGCCUGUUGUUAACAAUCGCUUAUUUGAUAUGUCUGCGUUUAUGGCUGGGCCAGGAAAUGCCAAAAAAGUUGUAGAAAAUGGUGCUUUAUUGUCCUGGAAACUUGGCUGUGCCCUGGAUCAAAGCAACAUUCCCAACAUCAGCAGUGUUCAAGUUCCAGCAAAGGAAGGGACAAUGUCGGCACAUUUGGGAUAUCCAGUGGUGGGAUGGUACAUUGCUAACAAAAAGCCACAUGUACCUAAACGAGUACGGCGACAGCUUAAUACCCCCACCCCUGUGCCCUCUUUGCUUCCUCCGACAACAUACGCUGCGCCAUCGAGCCGCAUUGUGCCCACACCUACAUCCCGGGAAAUUGGACCAACCUCGGGCAGCUCAUCACCACCUGUGUGGGGCCCUGUACCACUGCCUAUGAAACCUACUACUACUAUUCGUACCAGAGAUCCAAUUGCUCAUACUCCCACAAUAGGACCCCCUCAGCCCACAAAAAUUAUGGAUACUACCAGCACUAUUACAAUCCAGCCUACCAUGACCAGGCCAGUGUAUGUUGGACCUUCUGUAACACCAACCACCAAGAAACCAACAAGAAGGCCCAAGAAGCCCAAGACCACCCCAGUCCCGAAGGAACCGAAGACAACCACUGCCAAGCCACCUCGCAGUACCACCUCCUCGGUUUUACAUGAUGGCAAUACAAAACCAGAGCUGCGUAACCCAAUUGAUCAAGUUAAGUCAUACAUUGGUACAUACUUUGAGGUGAAAAUCCCAUCUGACACAUUCUUUGACCGAGAGGAUGGAACAACAGACAAGUUAAGAUUAACUCUGAGGAAGAAUGCUGAUGUUGUUGGAGAAGACUCCUGGAUUCAGUUCAACAGCACUAGCCAGUUGCUUUAUGGAUUACCAGACUGGCAGCAUGAGGGCAAACAUGAAUACUUUAUGCAAGCAGCUGACAAAGGUGGUCUUUUCGCAACAGAUGCCUUUGAGGUCCGUGUCAGUCGUUUUGGAAAUAAUGUUAAGCCCCCAGUCCUGUUUGCUGCUCGAUUCCAAGGGGAUCCUCGUUCAGUUACCAACGAUAUCCAUAAGAAGAUCCUUCUUGUCAAGAAAGUGGCCUAUUCAUUUGGUGAUCGCAAUUCUAGUUCAAUUACACUGAAAAACAUUACUAAGGGAUCCAUUGUAAUCGAAUGGACCAACAGCAGCCUCCAACAAAACCCAUGCCCCAAGGAGCAAAUUCAGGCCAUGAGCCGAAGGAUCUCUGAUGCAGAAGGCAAACCUUCGUCGAUAUUCCACAAUGCCAUGGAGCCAGACUUCAAACCCAUUAACAUCACUAUCAAAGGAACAGGUAGCUGCCGCAACUACAUGUUUGUUCCACCAGCUGAGAUCCCAGACCCCAUUCCAUCUGCUGUUACACCAGCUGUUGGAGCAGGUCGACAGAGCAAUGACGAUGUAUAUCUUCAUACAGUCAUACCAGCUGUGGUGGUUGCAGCGAUCCUGUUGAUUGCAGGCAUCAUUGCUAUGAUUUGCUAUCGCAAGAAGCGCAAGGGGAAGCUCACCAUUGAAGACCAAGCAACCUUCAUUAAAAAGGGGGUUCCCAUCAUUUUUGCAGAUGAACUUGAUGACUCUAAGCCACCUCCAUCUUCUAGCAUGCCUCUAAUUCUUCAAGAGGAAAAACCUCCUCUCCCACCUCCUGAGUAUCCCAAUAUGGCGAGUCCAGAGACCACACCUCUGAACCAAGACAUUUUGGGAGAGUAUUCAGGCCUACAAGAUGACGACCCCAAUGCACCUCCUUACCAGCCUCCACCCCCUUUCUCUGUUCCCAUGGAAGGUAAAGGGUCCCGCCCUAAGAAUAUGACCCCAUACAGAUCACCACCUCCAUAUGUGCCACCCUAAUGUUUAUAGAUCCCUCCAGUGUGGAGGACAGGGAACAUGUGCAGUUCCAAAACCAGUGUUGUCUCUGCAUUUUUGGAAAUCGGAGGGGCAUUACAAAUACGAGACAUUGGAUCGGGCGGGUUGGGAUGAUUUUGAUAAAACUGGACUUUUUUUUUUCUUUCCUUCUCUCUCUCUCUCUCUCUCUCUCUCUCUCUCUCUCUCUCUCUCUCUCUCUCACUCUCUCACACCCCAUUGGAGUGGUGAUGUUGGGGGUAUAAUUAUAUAAUCCUCAGAGACAGUACCAACAACCUCAGCCUCUGGCUGUAUGGCUACUGCUGAACAGUUGGGAAAUGCACCCUCCGAUCCUAGCGCUUUUGUGUCUAGAUGGGCUUUUUUUUUUUUUUUUCGUUUGUUUGUUUUACCAUUUGUAUUUCUUUUUGACUUAUUUCAAAAUCAAACUACUUGCCUAACAGCACUCUUUUUAUCUUCUGAACUCUUUGAAUAAUGCAUAAAGACAAUAAGAAAAAGUGACUGCUGGUGCAAGUGUUUCAUAGUGACAUUCUACAAUUAAGGAAAAAAACUUGACCUAGAGGUGCAGUUGUGCAGACAAUUAUGGGCUUGUUUGAUUCAAUAAGGUUUGCCUUUUAACAUUAAUUGUACUGUUUUUACCCUUAUUCACAUGUCUAUUAAAGAGGAGCAUAAUAAGAGGUAGCCAAAAACCUUCAGAGGGAUAGAACCUUUUGUUUAAUCCACUGUAAAUUUGAGGGUUGGUAGAUUAUUAUUAUUAUUAUAAUUUUUUUUUUUAAUUCUUUUUCUAUGUUUUUUUCUUUUUGUUUGUGCGUGUCAAACAACACUAAAAAAAACUUUUCGUAUCCCUACGUAAUGGAAACGAGUUAUGCUGUGGAUGUUUUGGAUAAAUGUUUGAGGAUGUGUUUCUGUCCCUAUAGAGAUUCAUGCCAGACCUAGACAUGGAGAUAUCGUGCCAUUUCUAAUUUUGAGCUUUUUCUUUUGUCUUCUUUCUUUUUUUUUUAAUUGCUCGCAAUUCUGGCAUUACUGGGUUUUAUGUCCGUUUCGGUUUGUAGUAAGGAAACAUGGCAUGAUGUAGCUGCUGUCCUUUCAAGGAACCCUAAAUGGGGUAGAGUUGGAAUACCUACAUGUCACAGCAGGCAUUCACUACUCCUCUCCCCAUUUAGUGCUGACAUGGUUUUGAUUAAAUGAUUUGGAAGACUUGCAGUCUAGCUUCACUUUUCAAAUGAUUUGAUCCUGUUUCAUGGUUUUUCUUUGUAAAUUUUUUUUUUAAUCUUUUUUUUUUUUUUUUUUUUUUUUUUAACUUUUCAAUAAUGAUUAUCGAGUGUAUGCCUUGACUCAAAAUAACUGAAAAUAAAGACUGAAUAUUUUAAUAAAGAAUCAUUCUCUAAACAAUGGCAUCAUUUAUUAAAUGUAACCACGAUUACACAAUGAUUGCAGUAGAAUGUCAGUUGUUUUUGCCUUGGCAGCAAUGCAGCAAGUGUCUCCUGUAAAUAGUCCUGUGGAUAUAACUGUGUUUAUAGACCAGAAGUGUGUACAUCUUAAUAUGGCAGGGGAAAAAUAAAGUAUCUCGAGGUUUGUUCUGGAUAAGGGGUAAGUAUAUCAUCAAAUUACUAAAAUAUCUGUAGAGGUUUUAAAAACCCAGGAAAAAAUACUUUUUCUUUAUUAACUUCAUCAUCAGAAUAUAUACAUCUAUUUUUUUAAAGUUUUUGAUACAGGCAGUUUUAUUAAGAACAGUAUGUAUUAGAUUUUGUAACCAUCUGUUCAGACGUCGCAGGGCGGUAUAGAUUUACAUAUUAAAAACCUCUUGAUUGUAUAGAUAUGUAGCCUGCUUUUAUUUUUAUUGCCGUGUUCUUCUUUUCACGUUAACAUCUUGUGCUUCCAUAUGCUUUCAGUUUGUUUCUGCAUUUUGUGAACGAUCAUUUAAGCACAUUAGCUGGUCAGUGUGUUCUUUAUGCUUAAGAUUUACCAGCAUGACUGAACUAUGGGAUUUGUUUCUAGUUUUCAUGUUUGCUUUUAUAACUGGUUUGAUUGAUUUAGAACUGAUUGCAAUUUCUAUAUAUACCGUUUGGUCAUAUUUAAGAGAUUUGAACACAUUUAUGAUUUUAGUACAGUUUUGACACAGGAAAAUGCUAAUUAAUCCAAUAACCUUUUAAACAUUUGAUCAGAAACGUGUGUAUUGUGGUGGGCUUUUUUGCAUGGUUUAAUUCUUAACAUUAAACUGGUUUAAAGCUUUUAGAUGAUCGAUGG